AUGACUGUUGCCACAGGCGACCCCUCUGACGAGGCGGCUGCACACCCGGGGCACCCACAGGACUACGACCCGGAGGCCGACCAUGAGUGUUGUGAGAGGGUGGUCAUCAACAUCUCAGGGCUGCGCUUUGAGACACAACUCAAAACCCUCUCACAGUUCCCAGAGACUCUGCUGGGGGACCCCAAAAAGAGGAUGCGGUACUUUGACCCGCUGAGGAACGAGUACUUUUUCGACAGGAACAGACCCAGCUUUGACGCCAUAUUGUAUUAUUACCAAUCAGGGGGCCGGCUAAGAAGGCCGGUCAACGUCACCCUUGAUAUUUUCUCAGAGGAGAUUCGCUUCUACGAACUGGGCGAGGAGGCCAUCGAGAUGUUCAGAGAAGACGAGGGUUUCAUCAAGGAGGAAGAGCGGCCCCUCCCUGAGAAUGAGUUUCAGAGACAGGUGUGGCUGCUGUUCGAGUACCCAGAGAGCUCAGGUCCUGCUAGGAUUAUUGCCAUAAUCUCUGUCAUGGUCAUCCUGAUAUCUAUAGUCAGUUUCUGCUUGGAGACCCUCCCCAUUUUCCGCAAUGAUGAGGACGAAAUGCACAAGUCUCACGCGGAAGUCUUUUCACCUGAGACCAACACCACAAUCAUCAGCUACACAUCCACCUACUUCACUGACCCCUUCUUUAUCCUGGAGACUCUUUGCAUUAUAUGGUUCUCCUUUGAGUUCCUGGUGCGCUUCUUUGCCUGCCCCAGCAAAGCAGGCUUUUUUGGUAAUAUAAUGAACAUUAUUGACAUUGUUGCCAUCAUCCCUUACUUCAUCACUCUUGGCACAGAGCUAGCAGACAGGCCAGAGGAUGGUCAAGCAGGUCAGCAAGCCAUGUCUUUAGCCAUUCUCAGGGUCAUCCGCUUAGUACGAGUCUUCAGAAUUUUCAAGCUUUCUCGCCACUCUAAGGGGCUUCAGAUUUUGGGUCAGACCCUGAAAGCCAGCAUGAGAGAGCUCGGCCUGCUCAUUUUCUUCCUCUUCAUAGGGGUCAUCCUUUUCUCCAGUGCGGUCUACUUCGCUGAAGCAGAUGAGCCCGAGUCACAGUUCGAAAGCAUCCCAGAUGCGUUUUGGUGGGCUGUGGUGUCCAUGACAACAGUCGGCUAUGGUGAUAUGGUCCCGACAACCAUUGGUGGUAAGAUUGUGGGCUCCCUCUGUGCCAUUGCAGGUGUGCUGACCAUUGCCUUGCCGGUGCCUGUCAUUGUGUCCAACUUCAACUACUUCUAUCACCGUGAGACUGAGGGUGAAGAACAGGCGCAGUACCUGCAGGUCAACGUGCCCAAAGCCGAUUCAGCGGAGGAGCUGAAGAAGAGCCGGAGCGGCUCCACCAUCAGUAAAUCGGACUAUAUGGAGAUCCAGGAGGCUGUGAACAACAGCAAUGAGGACUUUCAGGAGGAGAACCUCAAGACAGCCAACUGCACGCUGGCCAACACAAACUAUGUAAACAUCACCAAAAUGCUCACAGACGUGUAG
This is a messenger RNA of Toxotes jaculatrix (banded archerfish), 1497 nucleotides long. RefSeq names its product potassium voltage-gated channel subfamily A member 2. Gene Ontology annotation, biological process: protein homooligomerization; potassium ion transmembrane transport. The coding region runs from base 1 to 1497 and encodes 498 amino acids. The transcript has a single exon. NCBI's taxonomy places the organism in Eukaryota, Metazoa, Chordata, Actinopteri, Toxotidae. Gene Ontology annotation, molecular function: protein binding; delayed rectifier potassium channel activity. The record is from RefSeq and is a predicted model, not a curated record. Gene Ontology annotation, cellular component: dendrite; membrane; voltage-gated potassium channel complex.